AUGAGCCAAUCAGAUCAGCCUGCCGAUCUCAAAAGCCCUGCCAAGGGCAGACCCCAAAGUGGUCAAUCCUCACAAGACGAAGAUGGCUUCAUUGAUAUUCAGCACGCCGACACCGACGUCGACAUGCAAGACAGUAAUCGGAACGCUCAAACUAAUUCAUCUCGCCAGCUAGAGCUGCAUAGGUACGGCAAUAAUCCUGACGACGCUGAUGAUGUUGUGGAAUCCGAAGAAGAUUCAGAAGACGAUCGGGACCCUAUCGCCAACCACCCCUUGUUGAGCAUGCUUACCGGCCGCCUGGGCGCUCGCCGACGAGGUUCGACCCAUAAAUGGGACCAUCUACAUCCCGAAAAUCAAGUUUUGUCGGUAUCCAACGUGGAUCAGUGCACUGCCCUUGAAAAUGAGGCGUUUCCACCCGAAGAGAGGGCAAGUCGGGAGAAGUUUCAAUACCGGCUCACCCGGUGCCCCGAAUUGAGUUUGGGUUUGUUCACCCAGCCUACCAAGGCAGAGGCGGAAAGACUGUCGUCUCCUCCUCAACGAAGACUGAUGGCACAUGUCAUCGCCACCAGAAGUCCAUCACCCAGUGUGACUGAAGCUUCCAUGGAGAUCCCUCCGAACUGGAGAACGCGUCGAUCGUCGCUGCCAGAAAAGGGCGGCGACGAACCUGUUGGCCAUCAGGACUUUGGCGGGACAAUUUGCGUUCAUUCACUUGCAGUCGCUCCUGAGUUUCAGAAGAUGGGGCUAGGUAACGUCCUGAUGAAGUGUUACAUUCAGCGCAUGAAAGACUCCAAGAUCGCGGAUCGGAUAGCCCUUCUUGCCCAUGAUCGCUUGAUACCAUUCUACGCCCGACUUGGCUUUGAAAACAUGGGACGAAGCUCCGUUACCUCCUGCGGUGGGAAUUGGAACAAUUUGGUAAGUACAACCGCCAUCGCAGUUCACUGUCAACUGGCAUUCUGA
Capronia epimyces CBS 606.96 is the source of this 954-nucleotide messenger RNA. RefSeq lists its product as uncharacterized. Gene Ontology annotation, molecular function: aralkylamine N-acetyltransferase activity. Gene Ontology annotation, cellular component: cytoplasm. NCBI's taxonomy places the organism in Eukaryota, Fungi, Ascomycota, Eurotiomycetes, Chaetothyriales, Herpotrichiellaceae. The transcript is spliced from 2 exons. The record is from RefSeq and is a predicted model, not a curated record. The coding region runs from base 1 to 954 and encodes 317 amino acids.